AUGAAGGGACCACUGUUGCGUUCGAAAAAGCUGACAGUCGUCGGCUGCCCUUUCAGAAGAUUCGCAUCGCAACCAUCAGCAGCCAUGGGAGGUACGCAGAAGAGAGGACCAAAAGAUGUCGAACACCAUUCGGCACUAAACCUUCCGCUGUCUUUUCAUCGAGACGGAGGGAGCGACACUGCGAACUGCUCGAUUCCACGUAUUGCAACGAGGAAAUCACAGCGUGAAUGGCCAUGGAACAUAAUAUCUUCCGACGCCGUCACUACAAUAUCGAAGUCAAGGCAAAAUCAUUGCGCUGCUAUAAUCGGCUUGUUAUCCCAUGUCAAUAUUUGA
Molecule: messenger RNA, 333 nt
Organism: Exophiala xenobiotica
Lineage: Eukaryota; Fungi; Ascomycota; Eurotiomycetes; Chaetothyriales; Herpotrichiellaceae
Exons: 1
Coding region: 1-333 (110 amino acids)
Source: RefSeq, a predicted model, not a curated record